This is a messenger RNA of Orycteropus afer afer, 1524 nucleotides long. It is a transcript of the gene HTR1A, whose product is annotated as 5-hydroxytryptamine receptor 1A. Gene Ontology annotation, biological process: regulation of behavior; regulation of hormone secretion; regulation of vasoconstriction. The record is from RefSeq and is a predicted model, not a curated record. NCBI's taxonomy places the organism in Eukaryota, Metazoa, Chordata, Mammalia, Tubulidentata, Orycteropodidae. Gene Ontology annotation, cellular component: plasma membrane. Gene Ontology annotation, molecular function: G protein-coupled serotonin receptor activity.
AGUUGGCGUCUUUGAACUCGCUGGACCACUGGAGUCCAGGCAGCGCCUAGAAGCCGCUCUGCGGGGAUGCCUUCAUUGGAGAAGUAAGAACUUCCGGCCCGGGUCCUUGCAUCCUCCCCCGAAACAUCCCAGAAGAAAGGGGAGAAAGACCCCAGGGGGAGGAGCAAGGGGGAUCCUCGCGCAGAUCUUUGUCCCCUCUCCUGGCCCCGCAGGGAGCGCAGGCAUGGAUGCGCUCAGCUCUGGCCAAGGCAACAACACCACCGCUGCCGAGGGUUCAUUUGGAGCAGGCAGCAAUGCUACUGACAUAUCCGACGUGACCUUCAGCUACCAAGUGAUCACCUCCUUGCUCCUGGGCACACUCAUUUUCUGCGCGGUGCUGGGCAAUGCCUGUGUGGUUGCCGCCAUCGCCCUGGAGCGUUCCCUGCAGAACGUGGCCAACUAUCUCAUUGGCUCACUAGCCAUCACCGACCUCAUGGUGUCGGUGCUGGUGCUGCCCAUGGCCGCGCUCUACCAGGUGCUCAACAAGUGGACGCUAGGUCAGGUCACCUGCGACCUGUUCAUCGCGCUCGACGUGUUGUGCUGCACCUCAUCCAUCCUGCACCUGUGCGCCAUCGCGUUGGACAGGUACUGGGCCAUCACAGACCCCAUUGACUACGUGAACAAGAGGACGCCCAGGCGUGCUGCUGCGCUGAUCUCUCUCACUUGGCUCAUUGGCUUCCUCAUCUCCAUCCCGCCCAUGCUGGGCUGGCGUACCCCUGAAGACCGCUCGGACCCGAACGCGUGCACCAUCAGCAAAGACCACGGCUACACUAUUUACUCCACCUUCGGCGCUUUCUACAUCCCGCUGGUGCUCAUGCUGGUUCUCUAUGGCCGCAUCUUCAGAGCGGCGCGCUUCCGCAUUCGCAAGACAGUUAAGAAAGUGGAAAAGAAGGCAGCAGACACCCGUCGUGGGGCCUCUCCAGCCCCGGAGCCUAAGAAGAGCGUGAAUGGAGAGCCUGGGAACAGGGACUGGAGGCGGGGCGUGGAGAACAAGGCAGGGGUAGCUCCGUGCUCAAAUGGGGCGGUGAGACAGGGUGAUUACGGUGCCGCCCUGGAGGUGAUCGAGGUGCACCGCGUGGGCAACUCCAAAGAACACCUGCCUCUGCCCAGCGAGGCUGGUGCGGCCCCUAGUGCGACCGCCUCUUUCGAGAGGAAAAAUGAGCGCAACGCUGAGGCCAAGCGCAAGAUGGCUCUAGCUCGUGAAAGGAAGACCGUCAAGACGUUGGGCAUCAUCAUGGGCACCUUCAUCCUCUGCUGGCUGCCCUUCUUCAUCGUAGCCCUGGUCCUCCCCUUUUGCGAGAGCAGCUGCCACAUGCCCACCCUGUUGGGCGCCAUAAUCAAUUGGCUUGGCUAUUCCAACUCCCUGCUCAACCCUGUCAUCUACGCCUACUUCAACAAGGACUUUCAAAACGCGUUUAAGAAGAUCAUUAAGUGCAAAUUCUGCCGCCGAUGACAGAGUAGCCAGCGAGUAGGGGGUAACAGAAC